CGCCUGCACUUCCCUCCACUUCCAGGGCCAGGCUUCUCCUCACACCAGCCAGACAGCCUACCCUCCGCCCAGGGGGAGCGGCUGCCUCCACCAGGCCGCUUCCAGGAAGCCCCGGGCCAGGCCCCAGCAUUGUUCAGGUCCUGGCCACAGCUGCGGCGGCACCCCAGCCGGCUAGACACCAUGAAGUCCAGUGGCCAGGUGGAGAGGCUGCUCAGAGCCCUGGGGAGGAGGGACAGCAGCCGGGCCACCAUCAGGCCUAGGAAAGCUGAGCCUCAUAGCUUCCGGGAGAAGGUUUUCCGUAAGAAACCUCCAGUCUGCGCAGUGUGUAAGGUGACCAUCGAUGGGACAGGCGUUUCAUGCAGAGUCUGCAAAGUGGCAACUCACAGGAAAUGUGAAGCAAAGGUGACUUCGUCCUGUCAGGCCUUGCCUCCCGCAGAGCUGCGGCGAAACACAGCUCCGGUCAGGCGCAUAGAGCACCUGGGCUCCACCAAGUCUCUGAACCACUCAAAGCAGCGCAGCACUCUGCCCAGGAGCUUCAGCCUGGACCCGCUCAUGGAGCGGCGAUGGGACUUGGACCUCACCUACGUGACGGAGCGCAUCUUGGCCGCCGCCUUCCCCUCGCGGCCGGAUGAGCAGCGACACCGUGGUCACCUGCGAGAGCUGGCCCACGUGCUGCAAUCCAAGCACCGCGACAAAUACCUGCUCUUCAAUCUUUCAGAGAAAAGGCAUGACCUGACCCGCCUAAACCCCAAGGUCCAGGACUUUGGCUGGCCUGAGCUGCACGCUCCACCCUUGGACAAGCUGUGCUCUAUCUGCAAAGCCAUGGAGACUUGGCUCAGUGCUGACCCACAGCACGUGGUUGUCCUGUACUGCAAGGGAAACAAAGGCAAGCUUGGGGUCAUCGUUUCUGCCUACAUGCACUACAGCAAGAUCUCCGCAGGGGCGGACCAGGCACUGGCUACUCUUACUAUGCGGAAAUUCUGUGAGGACAAGGUGGCCACAGAGCUGCAGCCCUCCCAGCGUCGAUACAUCAGCUAUUUCAGCGGGCUGCUCUCCGGCUCCAUCAGAAUGAACAGCAGCCCUCUCUUCCUGCACUAUGUGCUCGUGCCCGUGCUGCCAGCCUUUGAACCUGGCAUAGGCUUCCAGCCCUUUCUCAAAAUCUACCAGUCCAUGCAGCUUGUCUACACAUCUGGAGUCUAUCACAUUGCAGGCUCUGGUACCCAGCAGCUUUGCAUCAGCCUGGAGCCAGCCCUCCUCCUCAAAGGCGAUGUCAUGGUAACGUGCUAUCACAAGGGUGGCCGGGGGACAGACCGGACCCUUGUGUUCCGAGUCCAGUUCCACACAUGCACCAUCCAUGGACCACGGCUCACCUUCCCCAAGGACCAGCUGGAUGAAGCCUGGACUGAUGAGCGGUUCCCCUUCCAAGCCUCAGUGGAGUUUGUGUUCUCCUCUAGCCCUGAGAAGAUCAAAGGCAGCACCCCACGGAACGACGCCUCAGUCUCUGUGGACUAUAACACUGCAGACCCUGCUGUGCGCUGGGACUCCUACGAGAACUUCAACCAGCAGCAUGAGGACAGUGUGGACGGCUCUUUGACUCACACCCGGGGCCCCCUGGAUGGCAGUCCUUAUGCUCAGGUGCAGCGGGCCCCCCGCCAGACCCCACCGGCCCCCUGGCCGGCCACCCCCGACAGCUGCGGAGCGCCAGGAACUGGACCGCCUCCUGGGAGGCUGCGGGGUGGCCAGGGCGGGCCGGGGAGCCGGGCGUGAGACGGCCAUCCUAGACGAUGAGGAGCAGCCUCCUGCGGGUGGAGGUCCCCACCUCAGCAUGUACCCAGGCCACAGGCCUGGCCUUAGCCGCCACUGUUCCUGCCGCCAGGGCUACCGCGAUCCCUGUGGGGUCUCCAACGGGGGCUACUACCGACCUGAGGGGACUCUGGAGAGGCGGCGGCUGGCCUACGGGGGCUAUGAGGGCCCUCCCCAGGGCUAUGCCGAGGCCCCAGUGGAGAAGAGGCGUCUCUGCCGGUCGCUGUCCGAGGGGCCCUACCCCUACCCACCUGAGCUGGGAAAACCAGCCAGUGGGGACUUCGGCUACCGCUCCCCAGGCUAUCGGGAGGUGGUGAUCCUGGAGGACCCUGGGCUGCCUGCUUUGUGCUCGUGCCCAGCCUGUGAGGACAAGCUGGCACUGCCCACGGCAGCCCUGUAUGGACUGCGGCUGGAGAGGGAGGCUGGUGAGGGCUGGGCCUGCGAGGCUGGGAAGCCGCUCCUGCACCCGGUGCGGCCUGGGCACCCCCUCCCCCUGCUGGUGCCUGCCUGCGGGCAUCACCAUGCCCCGAUGCCUGACUACAGCUGCCUGAAGCCACCCAAGGCCAGUGAGGAAGGGCCCGAGGGCUGCUCCUAUGUGCUGUGCCCCGAAGGCAGGUACGGCCAUCCAGGGUACCCUGCCCUGGUGACCUACAGCUACGGAGGGGCCGUUCCCAGUUACUGCCCGGCGUAUGGCCGGGUGCCUCAUAGCUGUGGACCUCCAGGCGAGGGCAGAGGAUAUUCCAGCCCUGGCACCCACUCCCCACGGGCUGGCUCCACUUCCCCUGGCAGCCCGCCCUACCCACAGUCCAGGAAGCUGAGCUAUGAGAUCCCUGCAGAGGACGGAGGAGACAGGUACCCGCUGCCUGGGCACCUGGUUUCAUUUUUUCCCUACUCACGGACCCCCUUCCGCCCCCACACUGCAGAGUCGACCCAGCCAGUGUCCUGGAGGGAGGGCCCCAGCGGGCACAGCACACUGCCUCGGUCUCCCCGAGAUGCCCAGUGCAGUGCCUCUUCAGAGCUGUCCAGUCCGUCCACGCCCCUGCACACCAGCAGCCCAGUCCAAGGCAAGGAGAGCACCCGACGACAGGACACCAGACCUCCCACCUUGGCGCCCCCUCAGAGACCGAGCCCUGGCGAGGCCUUGCCCUCUGCUUCCCAGGGAAACACUGAAAAGCCUUCUGAGCUGCCGGCCAGCAGUGGGCCUGAGCCUCGGGGGCCCAGCCCCUUUUCUCCGACCUCCCCUCCCAGCUCGCCCAGUGACUGGCCUCAGGAAAGGAGCCCAGGGGGCCGCUCAGACAGCGCCAGUCCUCGGAGCCCGGUGCCCACCACACUGCCUGGCCUGCGCCAUGCACCCUGGCAGGGACUUCGAGGCCCCCCAGACAGCCCUGACGGUUCUCCCCUCACUCCUGUGCCAACCCAGAUGCCCUGGCUGGUGGCCAGCCCAGAGCCCCCACAGAGCUCACCCACACCUGCCUUCCCUGCAGCUACGUCCUAUGACACCAACGGGCCUUCCCAGCCCCCACUUCCUGAGAAACGCCACCUGCCAGGGCCUGGGCAGCAGCCAGGACCCUGGGGCCCCGAGCAGGUGUCACCACCACCCGCCAGGGGCACCAGUCACCAUGUCACCUUCGCACCUCUGCUCCUGGAUGGUGCCUCCCUGCCCCCAGAACCCCCUACGCAAGAGAGCCAAAGCAACGUCAAGUUUGUCCAGGAUACAUCCAAGUUCUGGUACAAGCCACACCUGUCACGUGACCAAGCCAUCUCCCUGCUGAAGGACAAGGACCCUGGGGCCUUCCUGAUCAGGGACAGCCAUUCAUUCCAAGGAGCUUAUGGACUGGCCCUUAAGGUGGCUACACCCCCACCCAGCGCCCAGCCCUGGAAAGGGGACCCCUUGGAGCAGCUGGUUCGCCAUUUCCUCAUUGAGACUGGGCCCAAAGGGGUGAAGAUCAAGGGCUGUCCCAGCGAGCCCCACUUUGGCAGCCUGUCCGCCCUGGUCUCCCAACACUCCAUCUCCCCCAUCUCCCUGCCGUGCCGCCUGCGCAUUCCCAGUAAAGAUCCCCUGGAAGAGACCCCAGAGGCUCCAGUGCCCACCAACAUGAGCACGGCGGCCGACCAGGGCGCUGCCUGCAGCGUGCUCUACCUGACCUCAGUGGAGACAGAGUCCCUGACGGGCCCUCAGGCCGUGGCCCGGGCCAGCUCUGCGGCUCUGAGUUGCAGCCCCCGCCCAACACCAGCUUGUGUCCACUUCAAGGUCUCAGCCCAGGGCAUCACACUGACAGACAACCAAAGGAAGCUCUUCUUUCGCCGCCAUUAUCCAGUGAGCAGCAUCACCUUCUCCAGCACUGACCCUCAGGACCGCAGAUGGACCAACCCAGACGGGACCACCUCCAAGAUCUUUGGUUUCGUGGCCAAGAAGCCAGGAAGCCCCUGGGAGAAUGUGUGUCACCUCUUUGCCGAGCUUGACCCAGAUCAGCCUGCGAAUGCCAUUGUCACUUUCAUCACCAAAGUUCUACUGGGCCAGAGAAAAUGAAGGCAGGCCACCAGCUCAGAGCCCACAUCAACACUGUGCCCCUCCUAGCACCCGACAGCCCUCACUUCCCCUGGCCUGACCCUCCCUUAGGAACGGGGAGUGGGCAACAGCCUGGGGCACUGCUCCUCCCCACCCCAGCCUGCUAAGCUACGUGGACAGGCCCAUGGAUGACCUUGCAUGUGAGCAGACGGCAGAGAUGGUGUGUAAGGGGUGAGGAGGCAUCAGCGGUUCGGAGCUGAGGGGGU
This is a messenger RNA of Tupaia belangeri chinensis (Chinese tree shrew), 4578 nucleotides long. It is a transcript of the gene TNS2, whose product is annotated as tensin 2. Gene Ontology annotation, molecular function: protein binding; protein tyrosine phosphatase activity. Gene Ontology annotation, biological process: peptidyl-tyrosine dephosphorylation. Gene Ontology annotation, cellular component: focal adhesion. The record is from RefSeq and is a predicted model, not a curated record. NCBI's taxonomy places the organism in Eukaryota, Metazoa, Chordata, Mammalia, Scandentia, Tupaiidae.